Molecule: messenger RNA, 903 nt
Organism: Podospora pseudopauciseta
Lineage: Eukaryota; Fungi; Ascomycota; Sordariomycetes; Sordariales; Podosporaceae
Exons: 1
Coding region: 1-903 (300 amino acids)
Biological process (GO): mRNA splicing, via spliceosome
Cellular component (GO): precatalytic spliceosome
Molecular function (GO): zinc ion binding; RNA binding
Source: RefSeq, a predicted model, not a curated record
AUGUCGGAAUACUGGAAAUCAACCCCCAAGUACUGGUGCAAACACUGCUCCGUCUACGUCCGCGACACCAAGCUCGAGCGCGCCAACCACGAGUCUACGGGCAAACACCAGGGCGCCAUCAAGCGCUCCCUUCGCGACCUCCACAGAUCCGCCGAGCAAGAACAACGAGAGAAGGACAGGGCCAAGAGGGAGGUGGAAAGGCUGAAUGGAGUUGUUUCCGCGUCAGGGAGUGGGAGUGGAGGCGCCGGGGCGAAGAAACAUGGCGGCAGCACUAGCAGCGCGCCACCACCACCAGCGCCAACAGGGCAGCUAUCACAGGCUGAACGACAGAGACAACUGGAGCAGCUGGCCGAGUUGGGGGUGAAUAUCCCGACCGAACUGAGGAAGGAUAUGGCUAUGGUGGGGGAGUGGAGCGUCACUUCUACGAGGGUCGUUGACGAUGGAGAUUCUGGCAAUAAGACUGCUGAUGAUACCAAAGAUGAGGGCAGAGCGGUGGGGGUCAAGAGGGAAAGAGAAAGGACAGAAGAAGAAAAGGAACAAGAGGAGGCUCUGAAUGGGCUGUUCAAGAAACGGAAGAGGUGGGGGGUUGGAUCGAAAAGCAUGCCAGAAGAAGAGGAUAAAGAGUUGGAGGAGCUGCUGAGUGGGACGAUUGUCAAGACCAAGAAAGAGAAGGACGCCGAGGUUAAGGGCGAAGUCAACGGGGAGGAGGGUGCGCCUGAGGCUCCAGUCGUUAAGAAGGAGGAAAGCCAGGACGGGCCUGCUCUGGAAGCCAUCCAAGAUGUCCAAAAUGUCCAAGAUGAGGCGCCUCCAGCCAUGGUCAAACAGGAGCUCGGCAACGAAGAACCGGCUGUUGCAGCGGUUGUUUUCAAAAAGCGCAAGCCUAGAAACAUACGGCAAAAGUAG